GUUAAAUGCUACCGGAGAUGCUCUCGUCGCCAGAGAAAACAAGCGGAGAGUCAGAGACAUAAAUCCGACAAUCGGGGCCCAUCGCCUGUCGCGACAGUCAGCGGAUGUCAGGAUGGAUGCUGACGACUGCAAUGGCCGUUCCUAUGUGUCAGGCAGUGGAGACUCAUCGAUGGAGAGGGAGUUCACCGGAGGCUUGGGGGGCCCCAGCGUGAGCACUCCUAACAGCCGGCACACCUCGCCCAGCCGAUCCCUCAGUGCCAACUCCAUCAAGGUGGAGCUGUACAGCGACGAGGAGCCGGGCCACGGGGCGGGCCCGGAGGAGAGGGACGAGGGGUGGAAGGACGAGAGGGGGGACAGGGCGGAGGAGGGCAGCCCCGAGCUGGGGGGCGGGGGCGGGGGCUACGGGGAGCUGGCCAGCCCCGAGCCCCUCUCGCCGGGGGGCGUCCGCCUGCCCAACGGGAAGCUGAAGUGCGACGUGUGCGGCAUGAUCUGCAUCGGGCCCAACGUGCUGAUGGUGCACAAGCGCAGCCACACAGGGGAGAGGCCGUUCCAGUGUAACCAGUGCGGAGCCUCCUUCACCCAGAAGGGCAACCUGUUGCGUCACAUUAAACUGCACUCUGGGGAGAAGCCCUUCAAGUGCCCCUUCUGUAACUACGCCUGCCGACGGCGGGACGCCCUGACCGGACACCUCCGCACUCACUCUGUGUCCUCCCCCACCGUGGGGAAGCCGUAUAAAUGCAGUUACUGCGGCCGCAGCUACAAGCAGCAGAGCACACUGGAGGAGCACAGAGAGCGCUGCCACAGCUACCUGCAGAGCCUGGAUUCCCAGCCCACACACAGCACCCACAUGCAGGGUGAGGACCUGCGGGAUGUGGACUUCAUACCCGACUCCGUUCUCCAGCCUUCCUCCGACAAGAUGACCUUCAUCGACCGGCUGGCCAACAGCAUCACCAAGCGCAAGAGGUCCACGCCCCAGAAAUUUGUAGGAGAGAAGCACAUGCGGCUAAGCCUCAUCAACGCACCUUAUGAACUCAGCCCCGGCUUCGACAAGGAGGGAGACGUGAUUGGUCCGCAGCAUGGGGCGGCCAACCUGCCCAGCUUCUCAGCCGUCAGCGGGCCAUACCUGGGAGCGCCAGGAGGAGGUGGGGCCCCGGACCCCGUCCGGCCCCUGCGGCUCCCCCCGCCCCAUCCCGCCUGCCUGUCCGAGCUGACCCCCGUCAUCAGCUCCGUCUACACCCAGCUGGGGCCCCCGGGGCCGCGCAUGGACUGCACGGGGGCCGGGGGAGGGGGCGCGGCCCUCAGUCUGGGCGGGCGGGAGGCGGGGGAGGGCCACGAGGACCUCCCGCCCGGCCGCAGCCACGUCCCCUCCCCCAGCAACGGCUGCCAGGACUCCACGGACACGGAGAGCGUGGCGGAGGAGCAGUACCCCCCCGCUCCCCCGCCGCCCGCCGUCAACUCCAACCACCACGCCCCCCCGGCCCCGCCCCGCGCCCGAGACAGGCACAGCCCCGGUCACGCCAAAGAGAGGGACGCGGAGCGGGAGGAGGGCGGGCCGUCGCUCCCGCCCCACGCCCCGCCCCCCAGGCCUGCGCCCGCCUCCCCCGCCCCGCGGGACUCUCUGCGGGACGCUCUGCGGGUGGUGGACGGCGAGGGCCGGCCCGUGCGCUCGUUCCGCUGCGAGCACUGCCGCGUGCUCUUCCUGGACCACGUCAUGUUCACCAUCCACAUGGGCUGCCACGGCUUCCGCCAGCCCCUGGAGUGCAACAUCUGCGGCCACCGCAGCCAGGACCGCUACGAGUUCUCCUCCCACAUCGUCCGCGGCGAGCACAAGGUGGGCUGA
Messenger RNA from Conger conger (European conger), 1840 nucleotides. Its product is annotated as zinc finger protein Eos-like. The transcript has 8 exons. The coding region runs from base 113 to 1840 and encodes 575 amino acids. Lineage: Eukaryota; Metazoa; Chordata; Actinopteri; Anguilliformes; Congridae. Gene Ontology annotation, molecular function: RNA polymerase II cis-regulatory region sequence-specific DNA binding; DNA-binding transcription factor activity. The record is from RefSeq and is a predicted model, not a curated record. Gene Ontology annotation, biological process: regulation of transcription by RNA polymerase II.